Molecule: messenger RNA, 2516 nt
Organism: Hippopotamus amphibius kiboko
Lineage: Eukaryota; Metazoa; Chordata; Mammalia; Artiodactyla; Hippopotamidae
Gene: CFAP184
Product: coiled-coil domain containing 96
Exons: 1
Coding region: 225-1871 (548 amino acids)
Biological process (GO): cilium assembly
Cellular component (GO): ciliary basal body; axoneme
Source: RefSeq, a predicted model, not a curated record
ACACCCCUCGCGGAGCGAGCCUACGCCGCCCGCCAAUCAACGCUACCCGUCGUCCGUUCGCGGCCUCCCAUUGGCCUGCUCUUGCCGGGAGGCGGGGAGAGGGGGGGCAGGGCGUCGGGCUGACGUCCAGCCAAUCGCCGGGCCCACCGCGCGCGCCCCUGGUUGCCCCUGGAAACCUAACAGCCUGCAGCCCCGGUCCACCACGCCCGCCCGGCGGCAGGGAGAUGGAGGAGCGCUCCGACCACACUGGGGACCCGGAGAAGGAAUAUGGAGAUGUGGAGAGCCUGACCUCGCGGCUGUCCGGGAUCAAGACCAGCUCUGGCCCCCAGUCCCCGGCCGAACCCGCGGAGCCGGGGCCGGAGGCCGUAGAGGCCUCAGAGGAAGGCGCCGAGCCGGCCGGGUCCCAGGAAGGGCCGGCGGCCUCCGAGGCUGCUGGCGAGGAGGGGCCCGGAGAGUCGGAGUGGCCGGCCGAGGACGAGGCGGAGGCCGAGCCGGCGGAGGCCGGGCCUGAGGAGCCAGCCAAGCCGGAGCCCGAAGGCGGCCCCAAGGAACCGGAGGAGCAGUGGGAGGAGGAGGAGGAGGACGACGACGAGGCGGCGGCGGAGGUGGCGGCGGAGCCGAGGAGGAAGGAAGUCCCAUCGCAGGUGUCUCUGCGGCAGGCCACAGCCGGCAAGGAAGAGGCUGUGCCAGAACGAGAGGCUGAGCGGGAAGGACAGGUGGAGGAGGAGGGAGAAGAGAGCGAGGAGAGCGAAGGGAAGCCUGCGGAAGGAGGCCUGGGGAAAGGCAAGGACGCGCUGAGCGGUUUGGACGAGGGACUCGGGCUUGAGAGCUACGACUGGACUGAGGAGGUGCAGAAGCAGCAGGAGCAGCAGCUGCGCGCCGAGCUCCUGGAACAGUACCGCUCCCUGAUGGUGGAGCGCGGCCGCUACCAGCGCUACAACAUCUACCUGCAGCACAAGAUCUUCGAGGCGCUGCGCAGGAAGAAGGGCCUGGAUGCAGCCGAGGGGCCCGAUAAGGGCGCGGAGCCUGAGGCCCCCGAGAAAGAGCAAGCAUACCUACGCCAUCUGGCCAUGCUGGAGGAUCUGAGGCAGCAGGAGGCAGACGACCUGCGCUGGUACCACCACGAGGUGGACCAGCUGAAGCAGGAGUGCAAAGAGAAGCUCUCCAGGGUGGAGAAGGAAUGGCGAAGCUUCCAGGCACUCAAGAAGCAGGUGGUGAUGCAGGCCAUGGGCAGCUGUCGGAUGAGGGGCGGGCGCCAGGCGGCUCUGCGAGAGGUGGAGCAGAUCCAGGCGUUGGAGGAUAAGAAGGAGAAGGAGAUGAGCGCUGUGAGGCUAGAGAACGUGCAGCUGAAGCAGAGUCUGGUGCAUUUUGAAACCAGGAUGAGGGCCCAGGAGGACCUCACAGAGGGCCUGCUCCUUAUAGAUUUUGAACAGCUUAAGAUUGAGAACCAGACCUUCAAUGAGAAAGUUGAGGAGCGAAAUGAGGAGCUUUUGAAACUGCGCAGCAAGGUGACCAACAACGUGCAAAUAAUAACCCAUGUGAAGGAAAAGUUACACUUUAUGGACAUAGAGAAUGCGUGUAAAAAGUCAGAGCUUAUGGAGAUCGAGGCACAGGUGGCUCUAAAGAGGGACAUCUUGACCAAGACUAAGCAAGCCCGAGACAGCCUGCGGAUCAGCAACCUGAAGCUGAAUCAGAAGUGUGGGCUCCUGGGCAAGGAAGCCCUCCUUCGGGACAUGGAAGAGAAAGUGGACAGGACUGAGGAGCUCAAACAGCGCUUGGGAUCCCUGAAGCACCACCACACCGGGCUGAUUCUGUCCUGCAGAGGCGUGAAGCAGAAGAUUAGGGAGGCCAAGGCCUUUCUGCCCUCUUGACACGAUUGAUGGGAAGAGUCAGCAGAACGUCUUCAAUCUCAGAAAACAUCAUCCUUCAUUAACUCUUAUUCUCCAUUUGUCGCCACUCUUAAAAAGGCCUGGGACAUUUAGGAUGGAAUUGUGUUUUGUGUUCUUAAUUUUUCAGCUUCCAAAUUAGUGCCGAGCAUGAGAUUGAGUUAGCACUCAGUUUAUACAGGGUUAAGUAAAACAGAGAAACAAACAGGGAUGAUUUAAUGUGCCUGACUCCUCAUAAAAAGCUGUCAGAAGUCUUUUUGUAUCUGAGCAACUCCAUCGUCUCAGUGUCCUGACGCAGAGGAGAACUGUUCCUCCUCCAUGUGUGAGAGGCGUCAACAGACAGGCAGGGUGCCGGAAAGAUCCCGUGCAGUAAGCUCAGUAUUAAAUCCCCUCUGAAUGUGUUGAACUGUGUGCUCCCGCGUCGCCGUCUCAGUUUGAACCUCACUAAUAAUUCCCUCAAUCUAAAACUGUUUUGCCUGUAAGUAACACAAGCUCCUGGGGUAAUAAAAAAUACCCAGGAGCAGAAUGAAUGAGCACCAGGGGGAGGAGCCGACGUUCCUCAUCUCUCCUUCUCCAGUGAAAGGAGGCUCAGUCUGCCUGCUUCACUGUGAACGUUUGUUUCUGGCUCAA